Molecule: messenger RNA, 6630 nt
Organism: Leishmania major strain Friedlin
Lineage: Eukaryota; Euglenozoa; Kinetoplastea; Trypanosomatida; Trypanosomatidae
Exons: 1
Coding region: 1-6630 (2209 amino acids)
Source: RefSeq, a predicted model, not a curated record
AUGGGGUGCAGGGCUUCUGCGUCUCGUAACAGGGAGUCGUCGCACGGUAGCAGGGCAGCGUCACUCGGGGUCUCCGCCUCGCCAAACACCAAUGCGGACACGCGUCGCGCGCCGAAGAACUGGCUGUCGACCUCGCUGCGCCGCAGCAGCCGCAGGGAGGCGGGCGUUGGCAAGGCCAACAGUGGCCGCACCAGGAAUGGGGAGCCUGGUCUUCAACAGUGCGUGUACACGCAGGACGACAACCCCCUCGCGCCGCCGCCGCCUCUGUCGUCGGAGAUGGUUCAUCAGGGCAACAGCACCCCCGUCAGAAGCGCAUCCCCCACAAGCGGGCGUAUGAGCCGAAUUCCAAGUUUUCGACGCCAUCCGUCAGACAGCGCCCCUCCGCGCGUGAAGGGCGGUGUCAGCAACCACGACAGUGCGGUCCUAGAACGACUGUACAAAGAACGACCUGAGAGCCACUUCGAUCCGUUACUGAUGCCGGACGUACUGCAUCUGCAGGAGUCGACGGGUUCCCGGGUAGCCAGCAGCAGCCUGCCAUCGCGACCGUCGUCGUGCGUUGCCACGUUGGACAGCGAGGACCACAACGCCACAUUUCGGACGGAGAUCGACUCACACGACAAGACCGACUCCGCGCAAGCCGCCAAGGAAUACCAGCAGCACGUACAGGCCAGGCGGAGCGCACAGGCCGCGCACACGAAGCGGCGUCAACUGGAGGAGUUCGACCCCGUGAGGCCGAUGGACAGCUUCAACGUGACGCACCGUGGAUUGCUCGGGCGGUGCUGGGACCGACGUGGGCCCGAGCUGAUUCCAGUCUCCUUCGUCCACGCCCUGGAAGCGGCGCUGCGGGCUGCCGAGGAGAUACAUCCGGCCAGCACGACCACCUCGCACCCGCCUGGGGCAGAGACCGGGAGAGACGAGUUCAUGCCUGUCUCGCCACGCGUCGCCUUGUCGCAGCCAAUGCCGUGCUCCCCACGAGGUGGUGGCUUGGGCGGGCGUCGCGUGCCACGCUGCUCGCACUGGUUCAGCGUCGGCGGCGUCAGCUGCGACACAAUGUGCCCACCUGUCAACGGCAGCGGCCUGGGUAGCCAGGCAGGAGCGAGCAUCGUGUCAUCCUACUGCAUGAACAGCGGCGUCUCGUCCCCGAUCACAUCAUGGCCCGGUGCGAGCGGCCCAGGGUUUCCGCUGACGACCUCGUCACCUGCGCUGAGCCGAGCAGGCGCUGCUGUGCUGAGAAGCAAAGCCAAGUCCUUCAUGGCCACAGCGGCCUCCUCGCCGGCAGUCUACGGCGGCGCCAUCGAUAGCCUCUCCGACGACAGGGACAGCGACGCCGCGAAGCCGCGUCAGGCUCUGAAAGCGGAGCCGAUCUCCGCGCUGCCGAUGGAAAAACGGGAGCAGUACUACAACGACUUCCUCACCCGUAACCCGCUCUUCAUGGGGAUCAAGGACGGCUUUGCCUUCCGCCUCUCGGAUGGGGUGAGCGAAGACCCGACCACCAAGUUCCUGCGCAAGCGGAACCUCGAGCCGGCACCUGGGGUAGUGGCCAUGCGAUGGAAUCGAGUCGAGUUCUUCCACCCUACCCUACACACGCUAAUCCGCGCCGUGGCCAUGACGCAGGGCAUGACGCUCAACGUAGCCCACGCAGAGCUGCUGCAGCAGGCGAGCGGCACCGGCGCAAGACAACCCGGCAUGCAGCACAGCCGUCUGUCACCCUCAGCCUCCACGAACCACAUGCUGCAUGUCACUGGUGAGGAGGGCGGCGCCAUCGCAGAGAUGCUGCUGCGGCACUCGUUCAGUCAGUAUGUCUUGUCCCACAUAGAGAGCGGCAGCUUCUCGCGCGGCAGCGGCAGUCUGAACAACUCUUUCUUGUCCCAAUCAGACAAGCUGCGCGGCACCGGCGACGGCUCUGGCAGCCACCUCAGCAACUCUCUUCUCAGCCCUCCGCGCAACCGCACCCGCCGGCCCGACAAGGACGGCAACGGCGAGGCCGGAGCCUUUGCAGCUGCCAAGUUCCCGGAGGACAGCGUGCUGGCGCUCGCGCUCUGUAUCCCGAGCUCGCGUCUGCCAUCGCUGAUGGGGGCGCUACCACCACCUCAGCUGAGCGGCGUCGGUCGCUCGAGUAGCUACUCAGCAUCCGCAGCCGCUCUGAAGACCUCUCGUGACGGCGACGGCAGCCCGGCGGCGUCGCCAGGCCCCUCCGGCGCACCGCAUGCUGCCUUCACACGUGCAGGGUCAGACGGAAGCGUGCUGGUCGCCUUCAGCGUGAGCAGCUUCAGCGUCUCUAUCGACCCCUUCCGCUGGCAGGAGCACCGCUACAUCCGGUAUCCUAUCGACAUAGAUGACUCGAAGAAGUCGUCUCGGCACACAUACGGUGAGGGGGUCGUAACAGACGUCAUGUACGGCGGCAUCAUGUUCGUGGAAGGCUCGUCGUUCACGGCGGUGAAGGAGCUGCAGACACUGCUGGCGGACAUGACGUGGACAGAGGGCCGCACGUUGAGCGGCGUCGUCGGCGACGUGCGCAAGUACCUUAAACUCGUUCAAGGGAAUGGCAACAAGGUGCGGCAGGCAACAGCACCGCAGCAGCAGCAGCAGAAGGCUGAGGAACAGAAUAGUCACCGGUACCGUAUCUGCAGCCGCGUCGGUGGGCGCCCCAUGCGCGAUGCGGUGGAGCUGCAAGAGAUAUCUUACUACCUCGACGAUGUCGAGGUGCGCGAAGAGAUUGUGACGCUGAACCCGCCCAUACGGUCAGACGACGUCACCGCAGCGAAAGGUGCUGCGGCCGGGCCGGGCGGGGAGACGGGCAGCUCCGCUGGCUGCUUCGAGUCGAAGCACGCCUGCCAUGGCAACAGCCUCGCAGCUGACCCGGACGUCUCGCCAUCCUUUUCGCGCGUGGCCUCCGUGUGGGUGACACUGCCCGUCAUCGCAGCCGUACUGCGCACGUGGGGCCUGCACCUACUCUCAAAUCCCGAAUUCGCGCAGCCGACAGCAUUGCUCUUGCAGAAGUACGCCGGCAUCGCGCCGGUGUUGCAGACGACCGCCCUCGGUGCCCUCCACAGUGACAAUGACACACCAAGCGAGGAGGUCGGCGACGACGUCGACUACCUCUUCUUCGAAGGCGGCGGCCCGGCCGUCACGGUGCCGGCUGCUGCCGCCGUCUGCGCCACCCACCCGCAGCCCGCGCCGAGGAUUCCAAAGUUCAACUGCUUUUACGCGUCGAAAUCCAGCACUCCUUUGCUCGCAGCGGACGAGCACCACACCAGUCAUCCCGGUGCCGCGUCGCACUCGCCCGCCAACAUGCACAGGAGCAGCAACGUGGCGCUAGAUGAGCAAGGUGCCAACGGCGCAGACGAGAACCAGCCGUCGCUCAAGAAGCUUGGUGAAGACACCUGUGACGGGCUCGGUCCUAAAAGUCAAAGUCCGGAAGCGUUGAAAGGCGAGGCAACCCACUUGGCGGACAGUGUGAACAGCCUCUGUACGGCGUCGGAGGCGAAAUUGGGCGGCGACGAGCAGAGCAGCCACGCUCUGAGCUUCAUCGAUACAGAGAAGGACCAGUGCGACAGCGUCAGGGGCAAGAGCUGCGGCACGAAGCGCAAGCGCGUCGUCGGCAAGCGAUCCGGCGCUGCCAACGAAGGCACCGAGGGCGCGCCGCGGACGCUGCAGUGCGGAUCGAGGGGUAACAAGGCGAAGCCCAACCGCGCGACGAACAGGAAAUCGGUCAGCACCCGCCCCGCUACGCGGUGCAACUCGCCGCUCUCUCCCAGGAGCGGCACACGACCGCAAUCGCGCCGCAGCGACGCGGACUGCGAUCAGGGCAGCCCUACGUCUUCAUCGUCCUCCUCCUCCUUCCCCAGCUUUCCAGCCGCGAUGAAGGCCGGCACGAACGACUUCCAAGGAAACCUGAGCAGCCUGGUGACCAGCAGCUGCAACAAGCUGCACCAGUCUGCAUUCCAGAGCGUCUCGCACAGCCGCCUGGGCAGGUCCACGUCGGCACCGUCGCCUUCGACGCCGGCGGCCAGGGGCGAGGACACGCUCAGGACAUCGGUGCCGCCGACACCGCUGCUCACGGCGGUCAGCAGCUUUACCACGCUGCCCACGCUGAGCGCCCUCACCUUUGAUGGCGCCCCUGUCGAGGCGGCCAGCGCCGAGCCGAGUGUCAUGGCCUCCACGGUGGGCCCGGAGAGCUCGGCGGCGGCUGUGGCCUCAGGCAAGAAGAUGGGUCCGGAUGCAGUACAGGAGGUCUCUCAGGUAGCGUUCCGCUCGCCGCACUUCCCCCGCGAGCCCAAGACUCACCUCACUAUGGCGAGCAGUGGCGUGAACAGCAGAGGGGCAGAGAUGCCACUCACACACAGAGACAAGGCCACGGCAGCGCCGUCAACUGUAUCGGCGGCAGCGGCCCCUUCGCCGCCGUUGUCGCUGCCGCUGAAGGUAAGAAGGGUCAAAAUCAUCGCAACGCCCACGACCACAACAGCGCCGAAGGGCACCUCUGCGGCGGCUAUCGUUGCUAUGACGACCAAGCUGAGAGGUGUCACGGCCACUUCAACGUGCAGAAAGGUGUCAGGGCCCGUCAAGAGGGCACCGGUGCUGAUCAAGCACGCGCAGAUUUCCGUCACGCAUUUUGUGGAGAGUGAGCAGCGCGCGCGCGACUCUCCGCCAUCGCCCGGUGCGAGCGUGCUCAGCACGGGAAUCACGGUGAACAGCGCCGAAACCUCGGCGGCGUACCGGGCCACGGACGAUGAGGAAGAAGAGAUGUGGCACAUGGCCAUGCUGGAGGUGAAGGCGCAGCAGCAGGAGCUCGAAGAGCUGCGCCAGGCACGCCGCGACGCCGAGGACGCAGCGAAGCAGCGGGAAGGCUUGCUUCGCUCCCUCAACCGUAUUUUGCUGCCGCACACCGCCCCGCAGGAGCUUGGCGGGGUGCUGCUGUACUUGAAGACGGCCAUCUACGAACCAGAGGACAUGCCGCAUGGCCGCCUCUUUCUUCAGCAGCCGAGCUGGCUGCCAAUGCUGGUCGCCGUCUGGACGGCCCCGGCAAAUCGCAUCCGCUCGGUUGAAAUAGCGGCGGAGCUGACCUGGGUAGAUAUCCCACGCCUCGGUCUUGUUGCAGGCCUUCUGUACCACCAGUACGCGUCUGGGCCUCUGGAGGAACUGAUCAUACGGGCCGACAAGCUGCUCGGAUCGCCCCAGGCGACCGCGACGCUGCCGAACAACUCCGGUUCUUACGCGGACCUCGCAGACAAAACAGCAGCACGGCCCAGGAAGCCGCGCCUGCUGGCCGGCCGAUCCCGCAAGUCCAAGCAUGGCAACAACAGAGGUCGCAGCGCCGGCGCCAACCGAGGCCGCAGCAACUUGAACUUCACGACGGAGCUAGAUCAGGUGACCAGCGGCUUUGGCCCGGGGUGUCCACCGUUCCUCGUCACACCCGAGGAGGCCCGUGACACGCUGUGGCUGCUGUUGUGCUCCGUGGCGGCGAACAUGAGGGCCCCGACGUUCCGCGUAGUGCUUUGCGGGCUGCCAACGGGUGAAAUCAGCGCCGCCGCCAGUGGCAGCGGUGCUGGCCGCGUUCGCAGCCACGGCAGAGGCCACACCCCCUUCACAUACCUUGCCUCCUUCUUCGACGGGGCAGUCUCACGCUUCCGCAACGAGCACGACGACGCGCAGCUCCUGCUCAAGUCCCGCUCCAUGGUGCUGGACAACUUCGUCGUAUGCCCAGGCUCGCGGCUAGGAUCCGACCGAGAUAUGCACAGCGCUGCGCAGAGGUCGGACAGCAGCUGCCUUGGCACCAGCACGACCCACCACAACGCCGCCUGCGACGAAGGCCAACUGGUCUGCACCAACAGCUCACUGCAGCUAGACGAGGACGGGACUGCGUGGUUGUCCUCCAUGUCAGAGCGAAAGGGCAACAGCACGCUUCGGCAGACAUUGUCCUUGGUGAUCAUGUCCUUACCCGCAGCAGUGUCGGCUGACAUGGGUGGGGCGGCGUGCUCGUCGGAUGGGCACAGGUGCAACUCAAAUAAUACCUUCGCAGCUGUGCGCCCCGUCGUCGCGCCCACCCCAUGCACUGGUGAGGCGUUUGCAGGUGUGUCGAUUAGCGGAGGAGUCGAUGGCACGGCUCGAGCGAUUGAGGCCGUGCAGACGCACCGGCAUCGCGUGCAGCGCCACCGCGCGUGGGUGCGCAACGGUAACGACGUCGAGGAGCGACCCUUCUACGAGCUGUUGGUGCACCGCUGCGAUGCGGUCGAGGAAGCCACAGCAACUACCGAAAACGAUACCGACGAUGCACGCUUCUACGCGGAACCUGACCGACAGCAGCGCCUGCAAGAGGCCGUCAGUCAGUCGGAGGCGCCGCCUCGGCUGUGGCAGAGCCCACCGCCGUCCCCGCUGCCACGCCACUUGCCUGGCAGCGGCUUUGCGCAUGGACUGCGGACGGCGGAAGAUGAGCAGGUGGCUCUGCAGAGCGAGGUGGCCGCGCUGCGCGAGCGGGCCGGUGACAUCUGGGAGGCUCUGCGCAAGUCGGUCAAGCACUACAACCAACUCCAGAUGGAGGCGUAUCAUAAGGCGAUGAAGCAGAAUGGCGGAAGCCAAUCACCCUUGUCACCGCCUCCGCAGCCGCCGCGGCAGAUUGUGUUGGAGUACUAG